CGUCGUAAGUCGUAUCAUUUCAUCUUCGCUUUCCUCUUCGAUCUAAAUAUGUUGGCCUCUCUUUUUCGCCUCCAAUCUCGACUCCUUCCUCCUCCCUUCUCUAAUUCCUUCGCAUCCUACUUUCCUUCUUUUUCCUCUUCGUGGCGAUCGAUUUCCUCGGUCGGAUCUGCGUCGGAGAGGCACUUCAAGUACGUCAUUCUCGGUGGCGGUGUCUCGGCGGGAUAUGCGGCUCGGGAAUUCGCUAAACUCGGUCUUAACCCAGGGGAGCUUGCAAUCGUCUCGAAAGAGUCGGUUGCCCCUUAUGAACGGCCAGCACUUAGCAAAGGAUACCUUUUUCCUCAAGAUGCCGCAAGGCUACCAGGUUUUCAUGUCUGUGUUGGCAGUGGGGGAGAAAGAUUGCUUCCAGCAUGGUAUUCUGAGAAAGGCAUAGAGCUUAUGCUUAACACAGAAAUUGUAAAGGCAGAUCUAGCAAGCAAGACUCUUACCAGUGAAACUGAUGUGAACUUCAAGUAUGAUAAUCUAGUCAUUGCUACUGGAUCUCAAUUCGUGAACCUAUCAGAUGUUGGUGUUCAAGGUGCAAACGCAAAUAAUAUAUUUUACUUAAGGGAUAUUGAUGAUGCUGAUAAACUUGUUGCUGCAAUUCAAUCAAAGAAAGGUGGAAAAGCUGUAAUUGUUGGAGGUGGAUACAUUGGUCUGGAACUUGGUGCAGCAUUGAAAAUCAAUAGCUUUGAUGUCACUAUGGUGUACCCUGAUCCUUGGUGCAUGCCACGGUUAUUUACUCCAGAAAUCGCUUCUUUUUAUGAGGGUUAUUAUGCAAAAAAAGGGAUCAAAAUAGUUAAAGGGACAGUAGCUACUGGAUUUGAUUCCAAUUCAAUUGGAGAUGUGACGGCUGUAAGGUUGAAGGAUGGACAAAUUUUAGAGGCUGACAUUGUUGUUGUUGGUGUUGGUGGAAAACCGCUUGUUACACUUUAUAAAGGCCAGGUUAACGAGGAGAAAGGCGGAAUUAAGACUGAUGGUUUCUUCAGGACAAGUAUUUCUGAUGUCUAUGCUGUGGGAGAUGUUGCAACGUUUCCUUUGAAGCUCUAUGGCGAAGAUAGGAGAGUUGAACAUGUUGAUCAUGCAAGGAGAUCAGCUGAACACGCUGUAAAGGCAAUUAAGGCAGCAGAAGAAAGCAGAUCAAUAGAGGAGUAUGACUACCUCCCGUACUUCUAUUCUCGUGUGUUUGAUUUAUCAUGGCAAUUCUAUGGUGACAAUGUCGGUGAUACCGUGCUGUUCGGAGAUAAUGAUCCUAAAUCUGCAAAUCCGAAGUUCGGUGCUUACUGGAUCAAGGAUGGUAAAGUAGUAGGUGCAUUUCUCGAAUCUGGAUCUCCGGAGGAAAACAAAUUGAUAGCCAAGGUGGCUAAGCUCCAGCCACCCGUGCAGGAUCUUGAACAACUCCGAGAGGAUGGUCUUACAUUUGCAACUAAUUGAUAGCCAAACCAAUUCCGUGUCAGUUGCCACCAAUGUAUCGUAUCAUUCUGAUCUCUGACAAACAUACAACUCCUCCAAAGUUUGAGCUGAGGCAAGUGUGAGGGUUUCUGCAUUUUGGCCUUCAGGAUGCGAUGAGAAGUGAGGAUAAGCUUUCUAAGAUGGGGCUUCACAAUUGCUGUUGCAGUGAGAUGGUUCAUGAGGCAAGGCGUCUUCUGGCCUUCCUUGAGCCAUAAUCAGAUGCAGACUCCUUAUGACCUUGCGCCACCGAUAACAAGAUGCAAGGGUAAGCUUCUACAUCGUCAAAGGGAGAUAGCAUGGGAUCAGUAUAGUUCUGGUUAGUCGGAGUUGAUUUGAGCUGCAAUGAAAUAAAGAUUUACUAAUUUUGAUUAUUUCUGAAUUUUGUCACUUCUAAGUACCAAUUACAUGGCAUGAACCAACAGAGACAUCAAAUAAUGAUCUUUAUAUCAUCAUAUGUCUGCCGUGAAGCAUCAAAUGCAGAUGACAUGACAAGUAGAUAUUUCAAACACCUGUUUGGAUCUUUGAUGGAGUGGUGACCCUUGGUGACAGAUUCACAAACUCGAGCGCUUGCAUUCUUACCUCCACUGGAUAAUCUGCCACACAACCGAUCCUUGGACCGGCUCCGCUGCACCAUUUCAAAGAGAGUUGAUGCCCCAGCUGGUAAGAACUUGCCUUCUGCUUUGAGUUGAUCCUUUCCAAUAUCGCCUUCUUAGGCACGUCCGGUCUUGGGCUCCGAAGGCCACCAGAUAAUGUCCUUUUGUAUUCAGCAUGAGCAGUGCCAUCAUCAGCUGGCAAUUUUGAAGUAGGUUCCUCAGUUGCACUUUUUGUUACUUCGGUAGGCAGAACUAGCUGUGGAGCUUUGGAAAUAUUGAAAGCAUCGAUCAUCUUCUCAAGCUGUUGUUUCUCAUUGUUGUCAUACUCUUCAUUCGAAGAUGAUAAUAUCUGAUAAUUAUCCUUGGUAAGAAAAA
Zingiber officinale is the source of this 2456-nucleotide messenger RNA. Its product is annotated as monodehydroascorbate reductase 3, cytosolic-like. The record is from RefSeq and is a predicted model, not a curated record. Lineage: Eukaryota; Viridiplantae; Streptophyta; Magnoliopsida; Zingiberales; Zingiberaceae. Gene Ontology annotation, molecular function: flavin adenine dinucleotide binding; oxidoreductase activity, acting on NAD(P)H. Bases 49 to 1470 code for a protein of 473 amino acids. The transcript has 11 exons. Gene Ontology annotation, cellular component: cytoplasm.